This is a messenger RNA of Vitis vinifera (wine grape), 4576 nucleotides long. RefSeq lists its product as uncharacterized. The transcript has 15 exons. The record is from RefSeq and is a predicted model, not a curated record. NCBI's taxonomy places the organism in Eukaryota, Viridiplantae, Streptophyta, Magnoliopsida, Vitales, Vitaceae. Gene Ontology annotation, molecular function: ubiquitin protein ligase activity. The coding region runs from base 387 to 4301 and encodes 1304 amino acids. Gene Ontology annotation, biological process: protein ubiquitination.
ACCUAAGGUACAACUUGAAUUUUUUUCACGGAGAACGCGUUUGUUUUUUUUUUCUCACAAAAGCUUCCAAACACGGCCUUAUGAAUCUGAAACCGCGAUUGCAAAUCGACGUUGCCCUUUUUCUUCUUCUUUGUUGUCCCCAUCACAGACAGAAAUGGCGGUCACUCUUAGUUGCGGGAAAUCUCCUUUCUAAAUUGCCUAAUUGCCCUAUUCUUUUCUCCUUAUUUAUCCCUUGGAAUUUCUCAGUUUAUUGAUCUUGAUCAGAUGAAUCUUCAAAAUCAGAGUCUCUGACACUCCCAGAGGUGAAGGAGCAGAAAUUAAAACAUCUCUGGAAAUCAAAACCCGGAUUCUAAUUUUUGGGAGGAAUUGGUUGUAGGAUUGACACAAUGGAAGUGGAAGUAUUUACAAAUGACAUGGCUGAGGAUGAUAGUUAUGAAGUAGAUGAGGAUAUUGAUGCUUCGGGUUUGGAGGGUGAAAAAUGUGGGAUAUGCAUGGAUAUCAUCAUUGAUAGGGGGGUUUUGGAUUGCUGCCAGCACUGGUUCUGUUUUGCAUGCAUUGACAACUGGGCUACGAUCACGAACCUUUGCCCACUUUGCCAGACUGAAUUUCAAUUGAUCACAUGUGUUCCAGUUUAUGAUACUAUCGGAACUAGCAAGGUGGAUGAAGACUCAUUUCCCAGAGACGAUGAUUGGUCCAUUGAAGGGAAGAAUAACACUCUCUCGUUUCCAUCAUACUAUAUUGAUGAAAAUGCAGUUAUCUGUCUGGAUGGUGAUGGCUGCAAAAUUCGAAGUGGAUCUGCAACAAUUACAGAAGAUUCCAAUCUUGAUACAUCAAUUGCUUGCGAUUCAUGUGAUAUAUGGUAUCAUGCGUUCUGUGUGGGAUUUGAUCCUGAAGGCACUUCUGAGGAUUCAUGGUUAUGCCCAAGAUGUGCAGUCGCUGGAAUGCCAGGAAAAUCUGUUGUGUCUGGUUUAGGAGAUGGUAAUAGUGAAUGUUUGCUGGAAGAUGGUUUUUCUAGAAAGCUGUCUGUAUCUGUUGCUGAUGCUGGCGAGACGGCUCUUGUUGUUUCGAUGGUCGAAGGAAAUCAAUGGAUGGAAGAAUCAAGUGAGGACUUUUUAUCAAACCUGGAAGACUGCAAUGACUGGAAAUUUGAAUCUUAUUUGAUUUCUGAUGCUAACUGUUUGGAGUCUCCAACACCAUCUGCUGAGAGAGAUAACAUGCAACCAAACUUGGAAGCACAGGAACUUGAACUUUCUCUAUCACGAGACACAUCCUUCAGUUUACCUUCUAAUUCAUCAGUUCUUAAUGAUUUGAAGACAAACUCUGCCAAUAAAAUAGUGAAUGAACCAAGUGGCUUUGAUGGGUUAAGAAUUUCUUCAACUAAAUUGUUGGAUGGAUCUUGCUCUGAAAACAAACCAUCUGAAAGUGAAUCCAGUAUAGGGCUUCAUCUUGGUUUAUCUGUGGGCUCCUUUUUGUCUGUUGAGAGCACGAAAGACAGAGGAACUGAUGACGAGAACACAAAAGACACAGGAACUGAUGAGGUCGUGGCUGCUGAUGUGCACCAGCAACACCCUUCAGAAGAAUCUCCAUUAUCAGCUGACAAGAUCAUUGCUCAUGCUAAUGAGGAUAUGAAAAUUGCUGGUGUAAAGAGAAAGCAUACAGAUUACAGUGAUGGUGUCCAAACAAGUGCUGGGAAUGGGAAAGUUAAAGCUGAGAUUGGAACUGAAGUUUCUGCAAAGAAAGUUAGAGCUGAAGGGAAGAUUCAGAUGGCUCCUAUAGAGAAGCAAGCUAAUGGACAACAUGUUUCAGUUGAUGCCCAAAAAGGUCACAGUACUGUUGAAGUUUCCACAGGAGAUGAGUUAAGACAUAAUCGGAAAAGAAAGGAAGUCACCUCUGAUAUAAUGAGUAUAGUUCAGGGGACAGAUCGUAGACCUCUGAAGGGGCUUGCUGAAAAAUCCGAUGGAGAGAGAGAAAAUGCUACUGGCUUGAGAGUGAAAAAGAUCAUGAAGAGAGCUUCUGAGGACAAGGAAUCAGCUGUGCUGGUUCAGAAGUUAAGAAAAGAAAUAAGAGAAGCUGUACGAAGCAAAUCCUCAAUAGAGCUUGGGACAAAUCUGUUUGAUCCAAAACUUCUCACUGCCUUCAGGGCUGCCAUAGCAGGACCCAUAACUGAAACCACUGCCAGAAAGUUAUCGCCUUCAGCUCUUAAGGUGAAGAAGUCAAUGUUGCAGAAGGGAAAAAUACGUGAGAAUCUGACAAAGAAAAUUUAUGCAACAUCCAAAGGAAAACGUAGGCGAGCAUGGGACCGUGACCUUGAAGUCGAAUUUUGGAAGCAUCGUUGCAUGAGAGCUACUAAACCUGAAAAGAUUGAGACAUUGAAGUCAGUUCUUGACCUCCUAAGAACUUCAGAGUGCAUAGAUCCAGAGCAAGGGUCUGAAUCUCAGACCACAAAUCCCAUUCUUUCUCGGUUGUAUCUGGCAGAUACAUCUGUUUUCCCACGAAAAGACGAUAUAAAGCCUUUGGCAGCUCUUAAAGCUAGUGGUAAUCCUGAACAAAAUAAAGAACAUGCUUCAAUGGAAAAAGUUUCUAAACCAGCUCUUCAUAGUCCUGCUGUCAAAGCUCCAGAAACCUGUAAGAUUCCAUCAAAGGUUGGUUUUUCCCCCUAUGAUCAUAAAGGGAAUAAGAGUAAUGCUUCAAGCUUAAAGGAUGCUACUGCCCAUGGUAAACCACAUCCAGGAAAACGCCCAGAAGGGUCAUCAAUUCCUCUUUCUGUUGCUUCCAAGGUUAAUUCCCAAAAGGAGGCAGGUGUUAAAUCUGAUGAUAUAAAGACUGAUAAAAGGAAAUGGGCCCUAGAGGUUCUUGCAAGAAAAAAUGCCGCUGCUAGCAAGAAUACGACACAGGAAAAACAGGAGGAUAAUGCCCUGCUUAAAGGAAAUUACCCCUUACUAACUCAACUACCAAGAGAUAUGAGACCGGUAUUGGCACCCAGUCAGCAUAAUAAAAUCCCUGCAUCAGUAAGGCAGACUCAGCUUUACCGCCUGACAGAGCACUUCUUGAGGAAAGCAAAUCUCCCUGUCAUUCGCAGAACAGCAGAGACAGAGCUAGCUGUUGCAGAUGCUGUUAAUAUUGAAAGGGAGGUUGCCAAUAGAUCAAACAGCAAGCUAGUAUAUGUGAAUCUAUGUUCCCAGGAGCUAUUACAUCGUUCAGAUGGCAGCAAAUCUAGUAGAGCCUUGGAAUCAGAUUCAGAUUGCAGCAAAUCUAGUAGAGCCAUUGAAUCAGAUCCCUUGCCUCCUGCUGAAUCUACCGACAGAUCAGAACCAACUACUAAUGAACUUUCUACUGAUCCUGAGAUUGAAGAAGCUCUGAGAACUGCAGGCCUUUUGUCUGAUUCCCCUCCCAACAGCCCACUUCAGGAAAUUAAAGAUCUUAAUGAUGAAGAUGAUCCCUCAAAGGACAACAGAGAGGAAGGACCUGAUAAUGUAUUUGAAAUGGAUUCUCACCUGGAACUGGAUAUAUAUGGUGAUUUUGAGUAUGAUUUGGAAGACGAAGAGUAUAUUGGUGCUACUGCUCUAAAGGCCUCUAAGGUACAGGAAGAAGGGGAGUCAAAAAUGAAAGUGGUGUUCUCCACUCUAAACUCUGAUAGAUCAAACGAUGUUCUGAAUUUGGAAGAGCAUGUGAAAGUGGGAAUUGCUGAAGCACCAAAGAAUUCUCCUUCCUCGCUCAAGCAUCAUACUGAUACAUGCAUCAGAAGCUCAACCAUGGAGGGUGGAACAGAUCAUUCAUGUCUUCCUCCAGAAUCCUUUCUUGGUGAAGGAGGAAAAGAGCCUUCUCUUGAAGAAUGUGAAGAAUUAUACGGCCCAGACAAAGAACCGCUCAUACAAAGGUUUCCAGAAAAGGCCACAGAGCUAUAUGGACUGUUUCAUACUGAAGCUUUAGCCAAGAACACGGUUCCUGGAAAGAAUGAAAACUAUGGAGAAGAUCAAGCAGUAAAAGGUGGAGAGAAUUCACCCAAUCCUUCUCAAACAGGUGAAAACGGCCGGAAGGAGAAAUCUAACACUGACACCAAUAAGCAGACUGAUAGCAGCAGUUCUGUGCAUGGGAAGGUGGAAGCCUAUAUCAAAGAGCACAUCAGGCCCUUGUGCAAGAGUGGCGUGAUCACAGUUGAGCAAUAUAGGUGGGCUGUGGGAAAAACAACUGAAAAAGUUAUGAAAUACCAUGCCAAGGCCAAGAAUGCUAAUUUCCUAAUCAAGGAAGGUGAAAAGGUGAAGAAACUUGCAGAGCAAUAUGUAGAGGCAGCACAGAAGUAAAAGAAGCACCAACUACACCCAAAGGCAGUCUUUUGAUAUUUUCCCAAUUCUCUAGAGUUUCUGCUGCCUCUUGUUCCCUAGAUAUAUAUAAACCUUGGUGUUUUUGUAGAUUUAGUGUAGCAUCCAAACCAAACCAACAUGGAUACUGAUACAAUCGUUGUAAAGAUCAGGUAUCUAAAGAAGUGUUUUGACUCAAAAUUCGGUAACAAAACCAGGUGAUUGUAUUCCUGAUUGUAUACUGUGUCAUGAAAUGUAAUGAAUGAGAGCUUCAUAAA